ACCUAAUAUUUGAGAGCAAGAAUAUUUUUAAACAAUAGAAAUUGAAUUUUGGAAAGGAAACCCUUCUAAACGGAUAAUCUCUGUGCUUCUUUCCUUUACCCCUCUAUUUUUGGCGCGCUCACUCUAAAUCAUUUGGUGUUCCUUUUCCAGUUCCAUCCCUCCAGCCACUUCUGUUCCGCCGUCGAUUUUCUGUCAGCCGCUUCCAGUAGAACAAGGUUCUCCCGGAUUCAAUUGGUCAGCCAAGCGGAGGAGCUGUCCUUUUCUUUUUCCAGGUAAUGUAAAUUCGUUUUAUUUGGUUUUGGGAAAUCAAGGCACGGCGACUUGGCCCUUUUCUGUUUUUGAGCUGGUUUAAAGCAUCCGGUUUGAAUUGGGUUUUAGCUUGGGUUUCAAAUCAUGAGUUGGGAUAAGAUUGUGUAAUGUGGUUCUGGGUUUAGAUUUUUCUCUUGGGGCAGUAAAUGAAGACAGUUUUAUUCCAAAAGAUUGUAUUUUCAGUAGAGAACUGCUGUUGUUUUUGUCAUUUGGAAUUAGAGCCGGCAGCUCGAAUAAGCUUUGAUCUCUUUCGGUUUAUUUCUAUGCUCAAAGUGGUUUUGACUGAAUGUCGUUGUUUGGGAUGGAAUUUAGGUUUGUACAUUGUGGAAUUGGGAAUUUGUGUGGUCUUGGGAAUGCUUUUCUUUCAAGAAUGGUACGCCUAAUUUUUUUUUAAUUUUUAUUUAUUUAUUUAUUUAUUUUUUGGGUAGAAGAUCAAAUGGCGUAUUUGCAGACUUUUAUUGGGAGGUAAAGUAGAAUUGAUUUGAGUAGGAAGAUCGUGUUGUUGGUUGGAUUAAGUGUAUCGAGCUUUAUAAUUGUAAAUUUUAGGGGAGAAGAUAAAAGAGGGCUUAUUCAGAGAGUCAGUUUGAGAGUGUUGAUAAGAUUACUCUAAUAAUGUUGUCUUUAAGGCAAAGAAAGAAAGGAAGAGUUACUCCCUGGUGAAUUUCUGCUCUUCACUAUUUCCUGAUGCUUUGGACUUAUGAAUUUACCGAAUUCUCUAAUUCACUUGAAUCUUUUUUUCCUCUUAUAAGUUAUAAGAUGUUGUUUUCUAAGUGCCAUUUCUUUAUUUUUUUUUAUUUUUUUUGCUUAUUUAGUACCGUGAUAAUUUUUGGGUGUGGAACCAACACAAUUGAUUAUUAGCUUCAACAUGAGUUAUGUACAGUCCGUCCUUUGUUCCCACUAUCGGUCAUCUCUAGGAUUUUUCUCCCAACGUGGAGCGCUGUUGCUGCUGUGCAGUUUACUCUUUCUAUUUCACAUCUUUCUCAUGUAUGGGAAGUUUGUGUUUUUCAAUUUCUCAUCUGGUUUAUGGUGCUUACAAUUUUUCUCCGGAAAGUUCCUUUGAGCCUAGGAGAAGGAGAGAGCCAAAUUGAAAUAGGAUUUAACAAUCGCAAUAAACCUGAUUUAUGUUCAAGAGCAGUAACAUGCCUAACCCAGUAUUAUUAGUCCCACUCUUAACUAAUUAGGAAAAAAGAAAAAUUAAAACUGGCCACUAAUGGAAAAACUAAUUAACAAUAACAAAGGAAAUAGUAUCUACCAAAAUGACGAAAUCAAACCAAACUCAAGGUGCUUUUCCAUUUCGUAGUAAUAAAGUAUAGGUAUGCAUUUACUAUUUUCUUGCUGUAUCAUUCGCAAGGUGUUACAGAGCAUGUAUUUGUUUGCUCUUGUAUUCCUAGUUUUUGAGUCGUUUAAUUUUUGGAUAAACUUUUAUUUUCAGAUCCUGCAAGAAGGCUUGAUCGUCACUACUCUUUCUUAGGAUUUGAUUUCACAUUUGGUUCCUACAAGCUUGUUCUUUGCAUACCCGCAAAACCUUCUACUAUAGAAAUGCUUCUCUACUCUUCAAUGUCUGCAGUUCCUUUGAAGCAAUUUCAGAUUUCCAACUCGAAAGUGCAAACUGGAUUUGUUUUGCAGCGUAAAAUUUCUUCAAAUGAUCAGUCCUUUGCUAGGAUAAUGAACUUCAGAAUCUCUUUACUGAAUAUGCCACUACAGACCUCUUUACGGUUGAGGGCUGGGGACAAAUAUAGUAAUUUAUUUGGUGACAGCAUGGACAAUUUUGAGUGGAGUGAUGAAGAGAUAGUUGAAAUGGAAGAGGGAGAAUUGGGUUCACCAUGGGAAGCAGCCAUCAUUUAUAGGAGAAAUGCUGCAGUCUCACAUUUAGAAUACUGUACAACAUUGGAGAGGCUGGGUUUAGGGUACAUUUCCACCAACGUUUCGAAAUCACGUUCUUCAGAGCUGGGAUUAAGGGUCACCAAUUCCGUGAAAGAUUUUCCAGAUGGAACUCCGGUCCUGGUAUCGAUUGAUGUUAUGAGGAAGAAAAAGAAAGAGCUGAGACUGGACGGUCUAGUUCGAUCUGUCAUUUCUCUACGCUGCAAUAGGUGUGGUGAGCCAGCUGCUAAGAAUAUCUUUUCAAACUUUUCAUUGUUAUUGACUGAAGAACCGAUUGAAGAACCAGAAACAAUUGAUAUGGGCACAAUUUUUGAAGAAGACAAGUUUAGAAGUUUUGUGAGCAAUGGGGAAGAUGAAGACGACGACUCGGAAUAUGUUGAUGAUCAGCUCUAUUUUCCUCCAGGAGAUAAAGAAAUUGACAUUUCGAAGCCCAUAAGAGAUCUAUUGCAUGUAGAAAUUACUAUUGACACGAUUUGUGACCCAAAAUGCAAAGGCAUAUGCCUAAGAUGUGGCAUAAACCUUAACACAAAAAGCUGUAAAUGUAAGAAGCAAGAUGGUGGUGAAAACCCUUUCGGUCCUCUCGGAAAUCUGAGGAAACAAGCAUAUCAAAACUAAGGGCUUUUAAAUGAUGAGGUUGAACUACAUGGUAUUGGUCUUAGUUAUUCAACUUAUAAUCAGUAUUACUCUCUUUUUAAACAUUGGGAUGAUGUUGCCUUUGCAAAAUAGCUGAUAUUAUUAUUAUUAUUAUUAUUAUUAUUAUUA
This is a messenger RNA of Oldenlandia corymbosa var. corymbosa, 2952 nucleotides long. The record is from the annotation of a GenBank genome assembly. Lineage: Eukaryota; Viridiplantae; Streptophyta; Magnoliopsida; Gentianales; Rubiaceae.